Molecule: messenger RNA, 8621 nt
Organism: Hemicordylus capensis (graceful crag lizard)
Lineage: Eukaryota; Metazoa; Chordata; Lepidosauria; Squamata; Cordylidae
Product: protein bicaudal D homolog 2-like
Exons: 7
Coding region: 436-2973 (845 amino acids)
Biological process (GO): regulation of microtubule cytoskeleton organization; protein localization to organelle; microtubule anchoring at microtubule organizing center
Cellular component (GO): cytosol; Golgi apparatus; cytoplasm
Molecular function (GO): dynein complex binding; guanyl-nucleotide exchange factor activity; cytoskeletal adaptor activity
Source: RefSeq, a predicted model, not a curated record
UCUCCAUCUGUGCUCGCCUCGGCGUGCAUUGUGGGACUCGUAGUCUUCAAGGCUAGAGAUUAGCUCGGCCCUAAGGGAGGCAGGACUACAAGCCCUACAAUACCUCCGGGUAACUGGCUGGCCGUUCCUUUUGAAUGAUUUCACUGCGGUCUACAUUCCCAGCUAGUUUUGCAGGAAUCAUGGUGUGAGGAGCCGCUGGAUCGCUGGCGCAUUCGGCAGGGCGAUCAGCGGCGCAAGAAACCUCCCCGCUCAAUGGCAGCCUGGGCAAGCUGCGCUGGAGGAGAGAGGACCAUGGUAGCUCGAAGGUUGGCGUGGGUUUGAAGGCUGCAGGGGGAGAUUUUGCAACGGGACCCCUCCUUCUGCUCGCUCUCCCUGCCGCAUUUCCUCCCUCUUGCCCCGUCUGGAAAGCCCCCUCUGGCAGCCUUGCCCGCAAAGAUGUCUCUGGCCAUGGAAGAGGAAGAAUAUACCAAGCUGGUGAUGGAGUCGGAGCCGGAGUGGCUGCGCACCGAGAUCAAGCGGCUCUUCCAGGAGCUGGGCGAGACCACCCGGGAGAAGAUCCAGGCUGCGGAGUACGGGCUGGCCGUGCUGGAGGAGAAGCAGCAGCUCAAGCAGCAGUAUGAGGAGUUGGAGCUGGAGUACGAGACCAUCCGCACGGAGAUGGAGCAGCUGAAGGAGGCUUUUGGUCAGGCUCAUACCAACCACAAGAAAGUAGCAGCCGAUGGAGAGAGCAGGGAAGAGACCUUGAUUCAGGAGUCUGCCACAAAGGAAGAGUACUACAUGAAGAAAGUCAUGGAACUGCAGACAGAACUAAGGCAGUUGAGGAAUGUCCUUGCCAACACCCAGUCUGAAAAUGAACGUCUGAAUUCUGUGGCACAGGAGCUGAGAGAGAUAAAUCAGAAUGUGGAGAUCCAGAGGGGGCGCUUGCGAGAUGACAUCAAGGAGUAUAAAUUCAGAGAAGCUCGCUUACUGCAAGAUUAUACUGAGCUUGAGGAGGAGAAUAUUUGCCUUCAGAAACAAGUCUCUGUUUUGAAACAGAAUCAGGUGGAAUUUGAAGGGCUGAAGCAUGAAAUCAAGAGGCUUGAAGAGGUAACUGAGUUCCUUAACAGCCAGCUGGAAGAUGCCAUAAGACUGAAAGAAAUAUCGGAACGCCAGCUUGAAGAGGCCUUGGAGACUCUGAAGACAGAACGUGAACAGAAAAAUAAUCUCCGCAAGGAGCUGUCUCAUUAUAUGAAUAUUAAUGAUUCCAUGUAUACCAGCCACUUGAACAUCUCUUUGGAUGGAUUGAAGUUCAGUGAUGAAACCACAGAGCCCAAUAAUGAUGAAAUUGUGAAUGGCUUUGAACAGAACUGCCUGAGUAAAAUCAACAGUGGCAAUAAUAAAGCAUCCACACCCAAGAAAAAUGAGAGCUUCCCUCCAGCUCCUAGCCUUGUGUCUGAUCUCUUGAGUGAGCUGAAUAUUUCUGAAAUCCAGAAGCUGAAACAGCAGCUUAUGCAGAUGGAAAGGGAAAAGAUGAAUUUGUUGUCUACACUCCAAGAAUCUCAAAAACAGCUAGAGAAUACCCGAGGAGCUCUUUCUGAGCAGCACGAGAAAGUCAGCAGGCUCACAGAGAACCUCAAUGCCAUGAAAAAGCUCCAAGUCAGCAAAGAACGCCAGUCAGCUCUUGAUAAUGAAAAGGAACGUGACAGCCAUGAAGAUGGAGACUACUAUGAGGUUGAUAUCAAUGGUCCAGAGAUUUUGGAAUGCAAGUAUAAAGUGGCUGUGGCAGAGAUAAGUGAUCUGAAGGAAGAGCUUAAAGGCCUUAAGACUAAAUACGAGGAGUGUGAAUCCAAGUAUGAAGAGGAAAAGAGCAGUUAUGAGACAGAAACUCAAGCUCUAACAGAAAAGAUCACUUUGCUGGAAAAAUCUAGUAGGCAAGAUAGGGAGCAGGUAGUCAGACUGGAAAAGGAGCUCAGGAAAGUCAGUGAUGUAGCUGGAGAAACACAAGGCAGUCUCAGUGUUGCUCAAGAUGAACUGGUCACCUUCAGUGAAGAGCUAGCCAACCUGUAUCAUCAUGUCUGUAUGUGCAACAAUGAAACCCCCAACCGGGUGAUGCUGGAUUACUACAAAGAGGGUAAAGGAGGACGUACUAGUCCAGAGGGCAAAGGCCGAAGGUCUCCAAUAUUGUUGUCUAAAGGCUUGUUGUCUAUAGACUUGGGAAAAUCAGAGAGUGGGAGUGGUGACAGCAGUCCUUCACCAGUGUCAUCUCUCUCAUCACCAGUUUCUGAUCCUCGUAAGGAACCCAUGAACAUUUAUAACCUGAUUGCCAUAAUUCGUGAUCAAAUCAGACAUCUGCAGGCAGCUGUGGACAGAACAACAGAGUUGUCUCGGCAGCGGGUGACUACCCAAGAACUUGGGCCAGUGGUGGACAAAGACAAAGAAGCUCUCAUGGAGGAAAUCCUGAAGCUGAAAUCUCUGCUAAGUACUAAGAGGGAGCAGAUCGCAACUCUGAGGACUGUGCUAAAGGCCAACAAACAGACUGCAGAGGUUGCCCUUGCCAACUUGAAAAGCAAGUAUGAAAAUGAAAAGGCUAUGGUUACAGAGACUAUGAUGAAGCUGCGAAAUGAACUGAAAGCUUUAAAAGAAGAUGCUGCUACCUUCUCUUCUCUGAGAGCCAUGUUUGCUACCAGAUGCGAUGAGUAUGUCACCCAGUUGGAUGAAAUGCAACGCCAACUUGCUGCAGCCGAAGAUGAGAAGAAGACAUUGAACUCCUUGCUUCGUAUGGCAAUUCAGCAAAAGCUGGCUUUGACUCAGCGCCUCGAACAUCUUGAGCUGGACCACGAGCAAUCCAAAAGGGUGCGCACAAAAUCUGCUUCCAAAGCCAAGAGUAGUAAUCCCAGUGUAAGUCAUAUACGAUCAUGUGGCGACAGGUCUGAAGGGUCUGUGCUUAAUAACCAGGUGUUUUGCAGUGAGAAGUAUAAGAUCUAUUGCGAUUAAGAAAGCAAAUAGGAAGUCAUAAAUAGAUGCAUCUGACGUUUGUGCUGUUGAAUGUCAGCAUAAAUCCCCACUAUAUUAUGUUGCAGUGAUGAGUGGAUUUGUUCUAGUCUGUUGUUAAACCAUGUAAUACAAGUUGUAUUAUAGUGGUCUUAACUGUAACUGAUUCGCAAGCAUGGGGUUGGGGGAGGGAAUGCUGUUAACAAGUUAGUGGUGGAAAAGGGCUUGGCUGUUUCCACAAUGAGCAAGUACGGUUUUGCUGUUUAUGGGUAAGCGUUAAAAUGCAUAGCAGGUAUACUGCAUCUGGUGUUACUAACUGUAGCAUGUAUAGCACAAAUGUGAUCCUUUCCCCUGGGUUACAAGCAUUCUUCAAGUAAAUGAGAGAAUUUCUCUGGCAAAAGCACCUCGUUGUUUAAUAUGUCUGAGAGGUGGUGGAAUGCAACACUUCAGAUUAGAUGCACAACAUGGUUAUCAACCUUUUCCAAAACCAGAACCAAACCUAAAUGAUUCUGGUGUGGAAUUUAGUUGCUGACAUUAUCACCUCUUAUCAAAGCGCAAAUGCUUUCUUAUAAGCUGUAAAAGCUAGAGCAGCCUAAUAGCGGAGGAUCCACUCGGGUUUUUCAUCUUCUGCUUGGUUUCAGAAGGUUAGCUUACAGAAAAUUGCACACUUAAAAAAGAGAGAGAUGCAAUAUUACCUGUUUCAAACAUAACUUAAUGCUAAAAGGGAAAAAAAUUAAGAUUUGAAGAAUUCAGAAAGUUAUGUUGUUUGGACAGUACCACGUACUACAGAGAUUUCUGUAGUAUUAUGUUGUUGCUUUUGGCAGUGUAAAGUACUGGGAAGAAGGUUAGGUUACACACUGGACACCAUCUAGCCAAAGUUAAGUGCUUUUAAGCCCUUGAUUUCAAUCAGGAAGUUAAACGAAUGCUCAGCUCUUUCCCAUUGCAAUCAAUGGGAUUUAGAAGUGCUUAAGGUGGUGCCCAUUAUUACUAUAUCUGCAUAGUAUAUGUGUACAGAAUUAAUAGGAAUAUGUGAGUAUUGUCAAGUUGCAAUGCAGUUCCCCCUAACUGUCAGUAUUAAGGCUUAAUAGAAUAGUAUUACAGAGCUCUGACAUUUGUUUACGCAAAAAAAAAACAACCCAUACACAACAAAUUGCAUUUCUUAUGCAAGCACAUGUUUCACAGGGCUCUACAUUCUAGGCACAGGAAAUUAAAUCAUCAGUUUAUUCUUGCUGAUACAUAAUUAUGAAGUAGGUUAGCAUAUAUGUAUUCAUCUUUUGAAAAAAAAUAUUGUCUACUAUUGAACUUUUAAGAGGCCUUUUUUAGCCACUUAAUUUCAAUAUGUUUGAUAAUAACAGCAACAACAAAAAGUGUACUUCAUAAUUGGUGCCUAUAGGAGCAGUAAUGAUACAAGAGUGGGAUAAAAAUGUUGCUUUUAAAAUUGUGAUAAAUUGAAGGAGCACAAUAAGGCACAUUUUUUAGAAGAAGAAGAAGAAACAAAAUAAUUCAAAAGUGCCUAGCCUCAAACUUUAUUUUAAUGUAAAGCCCUGUUCAUUUUGUACUCUUUUCAAAUAACUUUGUAUGCUUAGAAUAUUACUAAGAAGUAAUGUAGGACUGCACAGCUGCAUCUGCUGAUAGUAGUAAAACUUCUUUCUCUCAAGACAUUCUAAUAAUCAUAUUGGUGUUGUAUUGCCUCAUCUGACGCUACCAUUUCUUUUUAGAAGAUCAGCAGUUUGCUUCCUCUGUAUUGCCGCUCUGCCUAUAAAGUAGUUAGGAGAUAUAGCAAUGUUACUGUAAAGUAAUAAGCGGAACACGGCUUCCUUCCUCGCAAAGGGAGUCUUGUGGUGCAUGGGACCUCUUGGGAGAUUAGGAAGAAGCAGGCCUCAAACCCUACCACAUGGGAUUGCAAAGCAAGUUCUAAAAUGGAGGAUUUGACAUCAAAACAAUAAAUGACCAAAGUAAUAUCUGCUGGAUCUUUUAAAAUUUAAACCAGUUUCAAGCUAUCCAGUUCUUACGUGUUACUGAAUGAUCAGCAAACAUGAGAUGUUUUUGUUGACAGAAUGGCAGGCCCUGUACGUCUCGCUUUAUUACUGUAUUUGCAGAGAACACUGUUUUCUCCUGAAGUUGAGCUUUAAUAUUGCUGUGUAGCAGGCUUUGAUAUUUUUAGAAGCAGAACACCUGUUAACAAUGUUUAAUCCUUCUUUUCUCCUCUUUGCUGCACAAGAAUCCAAAAGGCCUUUUUAACCCCUCCCCUGCAUUCCUGCAUUGUGUGUGAUUUUACAAAAUGCCUUGGGAGUAGCUAGGCAUUUAGAAUACUAAGCUGUUUUGCUCCAUUAGAAGCAGCGACCACUUUUGCUUCCAUGUUGAUGGGGAGCUGUUAAUACAAUUCUAAUUGUAAUCUUUUCUCUGGUGGUGCUCAUAAAAUUGAAUACUCAUUUUCUAAAAAGGAAAAGUUUUGAGGCAAGUUUCCAAGGUGAUUGACAAGCUGCAUUGGCAGGUUUUCAAGUUAAUUGAAACAAAAAAGGGAGGUUUCGGUGUUAUGAGAUGGUGACAGUAUCAGUGUCAGUUCAUUUUGCUCGAUGCAACAUACAGUUUUCAGGAAGCGUACUAAUAGUUUUCCAUUGUUGUUUCUACAGUCCUCUUUAAAAAUAGUUCUGUUCACUAACCUCAUGCACUGUCUACGACUGAGGCAUUCACAGUAGCUGUGCAUGAUGAAUGGUGCCCAGGAGCAGCCCAGCUGCAUCCCUGUGUUUGUCAGAUGUGUGGGCCCAAUUGUUUUUGAACCCUGGUAGAAAAAGACACUCAGAAGAAACCCAGAAGAUUGCUGUUGCUGUGUGUAAACCUGGGUUAAGGUUUUAGUUUUAGUUUUAGAUUUUGUGCAGUUUUACACCUGUUGGCUAUCAGCCUUCUAAAACUAACUUCUGUUAACAUCCAUGUCUCAUUUUGUGUUGACUGGGUUGGGAUGCAGCAUGGAAAACUCGCCUUCACCUACCUCUGUAAGCAGGACUUCUCCUGGAUGAUUUAUUGUUCUCUGCAUUGGCUGGCAUGAUACACUGACUGCAUGUUUCUGGAGAGCCUACAGCUUCAUUGAUAACUUCUCUUGUGUCCUUAUUGCUGUUUACUUAUGCUUGAGCAGCAUAGCUUGAUUCAGGACUUGUAAGAAACUUUCUUCCUGCACAGCUUUUGCUAACAGGCAGUGCAUCAAAGCAUUGUUUCAGAUGCUUGGAAAGCACACAUGAGCUACAUUGGCUGCUUUACCUUAGACUAACUGGUGCUCCUCAGCUGACUAAUGUGCUAUGGUCCUCUUGCAGCACACCCUUGUGUUCUUAGGUUUUCAGUUCUUGAAUUGAAGAAGAAUGAUGACCCAGUUUUUCAUCUCUAAUGUUUUUUUUUGUGUGUUUUUGUUUCUACUUUCCACUUUUCAGCUGUAGAGUAGUUCCUGGAGAAGGCCAUUGCAACAGUGCAACUUCGUAUCUUAGCCUGUGGCGAUAUGGUUAGAAGUGGUGGUAGCCCGUUGCACAAAGAAUGGAAACCACUGAUAAUGUAUCUCCUUUCCCCCCUUUUUUCUUAAAGCAAAACUACAUCAUUUCCAAUAUGCAACUUGUUCUCCCCCCUCCUUACUUUUUGGCAUAUUAUGUCUGGAUACAAAUGAAUAAAGCUUUACCCUUUAAGUGCUGCUGCAGGAAGAAAACUUACAAAUGCUGAAGAAACCUACUUCAUAAUGUAAUAAUUGCCAUGGUAGCUUAUUAUGGCAUAUUAUAAAUGUUCAGAUGGGUAUUUUUUCCUUACUACAUGAUAGAGUAUUCAUUUUUUUAAAAAACAACAACUGUCUGAUUGUUUAAAUCUGUGCACUUUUAAUAUUUUGAUAUUUACUUUUAACGUCUUUUUAUUCUUUUUGUAGAAGAGUUUAUAUAAAAAGAAAUCCAGUGACUUAUGCUAAUAGUCUCUCUCCAUUUGGGCUUGUGCUUGAUGUUUUACCACCCACCUGUGGCAGAGUUUUAUACGAUAUCGUUUUGCUCUAUCCACUGUGUUUAGAAAAGAGCUUGAACACAACCAGGAGUUCUGCUAAACUAUAUAUGUGCUGUGCAUCAGCAGCUUUCUUUCUUUUUUUAAUUAUAAAAUGUUAAGCUUUAUCUGUUUUAAAUUACUGAUUUUAACUGCCAUGUUAUUUGAGAAAUCCAGGGUAUUCAAUUCUGGGGUUUUUUCAUAUUGUAUUAUUAUUCUUAGGAAUAGUUCAAUGUAACAAGAAGAAAACUUGACUUUGCUCUGGUUAAAACAGUUAUAGGCACUUGAAAAGAAAUAUUAGUGUUACCUAUAAAUUCCAGAAUGUCUGGAUUUUAGAGGGGGGGAAUUAUUGCGUAUGAUUGGUUAACAGAAUUUUAUACAAUACCACUUAAAUUCCAAAUUGGAAUUGUUUUUGUUACUACUUUGUUUUAUUGUGCCAAAUUGUGGUACAUUUUAGAAAGACAAAUUCUAAAGUUGUCAGUGAUAGGGUGUUCUAUUUCAGCGCCUUUUUAUCAUUUAAUUGUUGCCAGUAGUGCCUUUCAUAAGUUGUAAGGGAGGAGCCUAGGCUAGCUUAGUCUGUCCAAGAGGAAAGGAACUGUGGUUUUGGAACCUAGUAAUGAAGUGGAGCAAUAAGUGCAAAGCAAACGCCCCUAUCGCACAUUUUAAAAUGGGUAGAUCUACUAUAGAGAUGAUAUAUACGCAAAUUGUAAAAAAUUCUGUUAGUCAAUGAUACUUCAUCAUGCAAAUCCUUGCAAAUUCAGGGGCAUAAAAGAAGAAAACAAAUAUUAAAUAAAACCUGAAUAUACUUUGCAAACCAAAUGGACUUUAUUGAACAAAAUAAUGAACAAAAUGUAUUAACACAUUUGUGGUUGCAGUACAGAGGAUGUUUUGGGAAUAUUGGUGUUCUGGUAGCAUUGUACGGUGGUGGAUACAGUUUAACCAUAGUAUUGUUUGCAAAUGUGAAGAAGAAAAACAACACAUAAUAUUUUUCUCUUGCAUGUUGUAUCUAAUCAUUGUAAUUUCAGGAAACAGAAACUGAAAUGUGCAGCAACAAAAGAUGUACCUGCUAGUCUUGGUGCUAUUUGUUGAGGCUACUUUGAAUGAUUAAAUUGGUACUUCGGGGGGAGGAGAAACCAAAUUCCUCUAAAAUAAAACAAAGUACAAAUUGUAAUAAUAAUGUCAUGGUGAAAAGCUUUCUGUUUGCUGGAAGAAACUUUAUUAUUCCUAGAAGUGGGGACUUAUAUUUUCAUCUUUUGGUUGCAGUAUUGACUCAUAAGUGAUAUUAUUACAUUUAAAAUUACAUCUCUAUGUGGGUAUUUAUUUGAAAUGUCAAAGUACUGUAUUAUGGUUUUUAUGUGCAUUACCUUUUAGUGGUGGAUUGGUCUCCAUUUUAUUGUCAUAUGCAUGUACUCUUGCCAAGUAACCUUUACACAGACCUGAGGAAAAAUAAGUUAAUACAAUUGCUGAAAAGGAAGAUGUGGAAACUGAUGGACAUGCAACUCCGUUAAUUUGAUAUUUUUAGGAGGUGUAGAGGAUAAAAAUGUUAAUUCCAAAUUAAUCUAAUAAAAAGAGCUCAUGCUAUGUAGGAAAGCAAUCUACCUGCAUAAAGGUAGUCACGUUGGCAGUAUCAAUAAAGUUGAAAGAAGAGA